CGCCAAGUACCUGUACGGGGGCACCGGGCAUUGUCCGCCGCGGCGGCGGGAUUCCUCGGCGGCCGGCUCCGAGCAGAGAAGAGGUGGUUCGUCUCCGUCCUCCCUCUAACCGCCAGCCCUCCCGCCGCUCCGGUGGGGAUCCCGCGCAUCCUUCCCCGUCCCCCGGCCGCUAAGAUGGCUGAUGGUGGGCAGUGAGGCGGCGCGCGGGGCUGCGGGUAGCCGUUGCCAGCCGGCGCGCGGCGGGGCGGGCGGGGGCGGCUGACGGGACGGUGGCGGGGAGGGUGUGUGUGGGAAUCCGCGCGGCGCCAUGUCCGCCUUCGCCCUGGAGGAAACGCUGGAGGCCGACUGGGUGGCCGUGAGGCCUCACGCCUUCCAGGAGCGGGAGAAGCAGAAGUUUGUCUUCAUCGUGGCCUGGAACGAGAUCGAGGGCAAGUUCGCCAUCACCUGCCACAACCGCACGGCGCAGCGCCAGCGUAGCGGCUCCCGUGAGCUCCGCCGCAGCGGCCCUGCCGGCGCCGAGGCCAGAGCAGCGCCGAAGGCCGGCAGCCCCACGGUGCGCAGGGGCCCGGCCUGCGGCGCGGACCCCGGCCCGCCGCGGGGCUCCUCGCAUCCUCGCGCCGAGGCGGGGCUGCGGGGCUCCGAGCGGGGCGCAGCGGCCGAGGCGCUGCCGAAGAGCCCCCAGCGCGCCAAGAGCAGCCCGGCCCGGAGGCCGAAGCGGGGCCCGGAGGCGGCAGGUGCCGCCGAGGAGAUAGAAGUGCUGGAGCUGGGGAAGGAGGAGGCGGCCGCUGCGCUGUCGCUGCCGCCCUCGCCGCUGCAGGCAGCCGAGACGGCCGCUCCUGAGGCUGAGCCCGCGGGGGAAGAGUGCAGCUGGGCCGGCCUCUUCUCCUUCCAAGACUUGCGGGCUGUUCACCAACAGCUGUGCUCUGUGAACUCUGAGCUUGAGCCCUACUUGCCUGCCUUCCCCGAGGAGCCCUCGGGUAUGUGGACGGUGCUGUUCGGAGCUCCGGGGCUAUCCGAGCAGGAGAUGGAUGCACUCUGCUACAAACUGCAAGUUUACUUGGUCCACAGCUUGGAUACCUGCGGCUGGAAGAUCCUUUCGCAGGUACUCUUCACUGAGACUGACGACCCCGAAGAGUAUUAUGAGAGCCUGAGCGAGUUGCGACAGAAGGGGUACGAGGAGGUGCUGCAGCGGGCCCGCAGGCGAAUCCAGGAGCUUCUGGAAAAACAUAAGAACACAGAAAGCAUGGUUGAGCUGCUUGAAUUGUAUCAAAUGGAAGAUGAAGCCUACAGUAGUCUUGCAGAAGCUACUACAGAGCUCUACCAAUAUUUACUGCAGCCAUUCCGAGAUAUGAGGGAACUUGCAAUGCUUAGAAGACAGCAGAUAAAGAUCUCAAUAGAGAAUGACUACCUAGGCCCCAGGAGAAUUGAGAGUCUGCAAAAAGAAGAUGCUGAUUGGCAGAGAAAAGCCCACAUGGCUGUGCUUUCUAUUCAAGAUCUUACAGUUAAAUACUUUGAAAUAACAGCUAAAACACAGAAAGCUGUGUACGAUCGAAUGAGAGCAGACCAGAAGAAAUUUGGUAAGGCAGCAUGGGCAGCAGCAGUGGAACGUAUGGAAAAGCUUCAGUAUGCAGUUUCUAAGGAGACUUUGCAGUUGAUGCGUGCUAAAGAAAUCUGUUUGGAACAGAAGAAACAUGCGCUGAAAGAGGAGAUGCAGAGCCUGAAAGGUGGUACAGAAGCCAUAGCCCAUUUGGACCAGUUAGAAGCUGAUUAUUAUGAUCUACAGCUUCAAUUAUAUGAAGUGCAGUUUGAGAUCUUGAAAUGUGAAGAGCUACUGCUGACAGCACAACUUGAAAGUAUCAGAAGACUGAUGUCAGAGAAGAGAGAUGAAGUGGUAUAUUAUGACACUUACGAAAGUAUGGAAGCCAUGCUUGAAAAAGAGGAUAUGGCAACAUCUAUACACUUGCAAAAAGAGGAGCUGCAAAAAUUACAUCAAAAAAUCCGCCAGCUGGAAGCAAGGCGUGGACGUAUUUCAGCCAAGAAAGCCUACCUCAGAAAUAAGAAGGAGAUCUGUAUUGCAAAGCAUGAUGAAAAGAUCCAGCAGCGUCACCAGAGUGAGGAGGAAUACAAAAUGCACCAUACUGUACAGCUAAAGCGAGAUCAGUUACAAGAUGAAGAGGAAAGAAAGAGCUCCUGGGUUAGUCAGGAACGACAAAAAACACUGGACAGACUUCGCACAUUUAAACAGCGGUACCCUGGGCAAGUAAUACUUAAAUCAACUAGACUGCGGUUGGCCCAUGCAAGAAGAAAAUGUGCAGCCAGCUCAGUGUCCUGUGUCGAUCAGCCUCAAUCUUUGCCAGCAACCAUACAAAUCCAAGAGAAGAAAGAAGGGGUGGAAUUGGAAAAUGCAGUUCAGCCUUUGCAAGCGGAGGAAUCCACAAGCUUGGAACAACUUCAGGAUCUCUCAUUACCUCCCAGUGGUGUUACCUCUGAGCUGCCUCAUGGUAGUACUUCUCCACUCACUGGUAAUGAGCCUCAAGCAGAGACUGUUACUGCAGCACCGCUUCCACCCCCAUUGCCUCCACCACCUCCUCCUCCACCUUUGCCCUGCAAGCAAGAAGCCACCAAACCCUUAGAGAAAAGUGACAGCUUUGUUAAACGUCAGAGUGAGGAGAAGGGAGUCCAGCACUCUUCUGGUGUACCACCAGCAUAUCUUUUUGACAGCAGUCAGCUAGUCAGUGCCAAGAAGAAGCUGAAGAAGACCGGUGAUCUAGAAGGUUUACAGAGGAGGAGAGUGAGUUCCCCAAUGGAUGAAGUGCUGGCUUCCUUGAAACGUGGCAGCUUUCACUUAAAAAAAGUUGAGCAGAGAAGUCUCCCUCCUUUUCCUGAUGAAGAUGAUAGCAAUAACAUCUUGGCACAGAUCAGGAAAGGGGUGAAACUGAAGAAAGUGCAGAAAGAUGUUUUGAGAGAAUCCUUCACAGUUCUGCCUGAUACUGACCCUCUGACAAGGAGCAUCCACGAAGCAUUGCGACGAAUUAAGGAAGCAUCACCUGAGUCAGAGGAUGAAGAGGAGAGUUUGCCUUGCACAGACUGGGAAAAUUAACCUGUGAUUCACGGCUACUGACAUGAGAAAAGAGACCCAGUUGAAGAUUACUUUUCUUCUUCAUUUCUGAAAAUUCAGAGCCAGCAGUUAUCACCAUCAACUCCACAGGAGGCUUUCCUUGGCAAAGAAAUUGUUUUUCUUUGGCAAGUUAUUCAGUAGAUGGAAAAAAAUGGCCUAAAAUGUUAAGUUUUGGGUCACACCUUUAGUUUGUUAUAAAAAUUCUAGUUUAGGCAGAAAGCUAAGUUGUUUAGAUGUGCGUUUAUAUAAUCAAGAAUGCCCAAUUCUUAUGCACUUUUUAUAUUUGCAGUAGUAACGUGUGACCAGUUAAAUGAAGGGGGCAUUUUGAGUUGGGAGAACACUUGCUCUUAGAGUAACUUGGGGAUUCAGCCACAACAUCCAACUAGCUAUAAAACCUCCCCUUCACUGCAUUGAAUAUAUCAUCUGCUUGAAAAUUCAAUUAAUAGCCCUUUGCAGAGAAGCUUGCUAUGUAGCAGUGUGAUAUUAUGGAAAGAGCAGAAUUCCUAGUUGCUCUGCAGUAGCUGAAAUUCAGUAACAUGCAACUAAGAUUUUUUUUCUUCUUAGUUUGAAGAAGUGUAUGUCAGUAUCAAAAGUAGCAAGUGACCACGGCACAAUGAGAAAUAAGAGUUGAAUUCAGUACAUAUUCAAGAAUGUCAUCGUUUCCAACAUGGUACAUUUAGCAAGACAAACUACAGGGCCUUUUUAGAAGGUUAUUUGUAGUCUUGCACCUUUUUAAAGUAGACAUUUUCAUGCUUUUUUAAAAUAAUACUUAGCUAUGCUGAACCAAGUUAGUUAUACUUUUAUCAUUUAAGAAGCAAUAUUUUGUAAUUUAAUACUUAAAAUUAUUUUUCUCUUUUGGUUUAAAAUGGCUUUUGAUUACUGUAAGCAGCCAUCUUUAAAAAAUAUCAAAACACUUAAACAUAUUGAUAAUUCAGUUGUGAAAAUCAUGCUUCUGUUGCUGGUUUUUAUUAUUCUGUUUAGUGGCUGCAAAAAUGUUUGUACUUCAUACCCAAAAGCCUACUGGCUAGAAAAAAAAAGUUCCCUUUUGAUCCUGACUGUUUUUUUUUUAAAGGAGCGUUACAACUUUCUCUGCUGUGAAUACUUAGAAAUAGUCUUAAACUUCAUGACCAACAGCUGCAGGCAGCUACUCUUACAAAUCCACAGUACUAAGAGGUGUGUCAGUGCAGAGAUACAAGUAGUCUUGUACCAUCUAGAAAUUCCAUGUGAUACCGAAAUCAGCCCAUUACAAUCCUCAGACAACUGAAUUUUCACUAGUGUUUUAUUUUAACAGCGUGGCACACGCUGUGCUUAAGAAAGUCACAGUCCCUGUCCACUGUGUAAUGUGUUCCAUUCAGUGCACCUGUUGUAACAAACUGCUAUGUGGAUUUAGGUGGGUUUUUUAAGUGGAGAAAUGCAUUGCUCCUGUAAUGUAAUGGAACACAUACUGCAUAAAUGUUUGUCACAGGAGAUUUCACAUCUUUCCAUUUUUGUAUAUAGAGAGGAACAAGAGAACUUAUCUUAGCAAUAGGCUGUGUAACUUAAAGGAACCUCAGCUGUUGGACCCUUCAGUUGUUUUGCUGUGGCUGUCCUGAAAUUAAAGCUCUGUCAGGCAUCUGAAAGGAUGUCACUUUACCUUUGCUGUCGACAGGAAUAUUUUUAACCUUGUUGCCUUAUUUAUAAAGUUAGUGAACAUUCAUUUUCAACGUACCUGUAAGCAACAUUACUGUAGAGUUGGAUUGAUUUUGCUGUGUUAGUUGUCAGGUCUGUAUUAUUCUGUCCUGAGUUCAGCUCUGUGAAACACUUGGUACUGGCUUUCCAAGGACCUGAAACUACACGAUGUUUUUUUUGUGUGGUUGUAAGCUGUCCAAUACUGUGUUCACGCACCAGUAACAGCAUUUCAAAAUUCAUCAUAAUCAUUUGACAUUGCCUGUACUGUAAGCUGUGGUGUAUUUUUGCUCUACGUUAGUCUGUAUGUCCAAUCACAACACAUGUUAAAACUGAGGUAAUCAAAUACAUUUUUGGCUGUAGCACAAAGCAGAGCUAUGACGUAGAAUGGUAAUGCAGAUUAUACAGUUCAUCUGAAACUUAGUGCUAAAUUAAUAGUGGUAAUCGAGCAACAUCUAGAUCCAUUUUUUCCUGUUUUCCAGCCUGCAGUUUUAUUCCUUAGAGUAUGCUUAUGGGACACUAGCAGAUUUCCAAGCCAAGGAAAAACAGAGUAAUUUUAAAGUAUAGGUGGCCAUGGUCCCUUUGCACAACAUUUGUGUCUAGAGUUUACCACUGAAUUGUGAUUUAUCUAAAUAGCUCCGUGCUGUACUGUACUACAGUUUUCAGAUUCGUUUGCCACUUGAUCUGUCAUCUUUGCCUUGAAAAAUGUGUGCAUGACUGAGAAAGAUUUCUGUCCUUAAUCUGUUUUAUAUUUAGCUGAAGUCUUAGAUACCUGUAAUAACUUAGUUUAUAGAAAUGGAAUUCUCAUACAAGCUGGUAUUUUAUGUGCACAAAAAAGUAGUUGUUAUGCUGAGCAUAGCAGCUUCUAUCAGAUCAAAACUGCCAUCUUCAGUGUGGAAAGUAAAUGUUUUGGGUUUUUUGGGUUUGGUUUGGUUUUGGGUGGGUUGGUUGGUUGUUUUUUCCUUCCAUAUACUGCUAAAAAAAGUACUCCUGGAUUUUAAUCGUCCAUGAGUCACUAGAUGUCACAAUUUCACUUAAUUUUCUGUUUCAGUAUAAAAAUUGUGCAUAUGUAGCAUACAGGCUAAUGCAUAAAACUUCCCAUCCUCUGUAAUGUGAAAUUUUGCAUUGCCAUGGCUGGAGCAGCAAGUGGGGAAAGUUCAAGUAUACUCACAAGAAACUUACAGAAAUUAUGACAGUCCUGCAUUGACAUCGGUUCCUCCAUAGCUGAGAAAAGACGUAAUAAUUGUGUUGUUCCUUCAGAGAAAUUGUGGCAAGCAUCACUACAGAAAAACAUGUAAACACAUCCAAGGAAGGGGAGCCUCCAUAAAAAGACCUUUCUACCUGUGAUUAGUAUUUUUCAUUUGUGGCUGGACUUCAUUGUUGUGGCUGCCUUGUUCCGUUGCUAGUCAUUUAUCUUAAGCGGUUUGUUAACUUUCAUGCUUCUUCCAUUUUUAGAAACUUCUUUGUUCAAAUUAAACUGUUUUAGCAUAGUGUAACUGAGAUAAAGAGUUGGAAUGCAUAAUACAUAAUGUUUAUUGUACAAAUGCUUACAUGAGGACUCAAAAACAUUUUGAGUGGGAACAAGAAAUAAAAUAUUCAAUUUCUACUGAAAUAACCAAAAUGUAAGGUAAACAGCAGUAGUCUUUGACCAGAAAUGGAAUUUGUAUCAACGUGAGUUUCCUGCUCUCAUUCACAGAGGUUCCAGUCCUUUAUAAAUGACCAAUAGUCUUAUUUUAUUCACUUUGCUAUGUUUUCAGAUGUUAAGUUACCUGUCUAGAGUAGAAAAAGGCUUUUUUAUUUUUCUUAGACAUCAGUUUUAGGGUUUGGGUUUUUUAUAUAUAUAUCUGACAGGCUGCAUCUUACACCAGAUACCUGUAAAAUAGUAUGAUUAUAUAUUGUGUUCUUUUGUGACUACAUUGGGGAUAGAACUCAAUAUGCUUCACUACAUUAUUUGUAAAGAAUCAUUUUGAGUAUAAGCACUAUAUUCUGUAAUGUUUAAUAUUAAAGUAAUGACAGAUGCAUUACUGAAGAUGCAGCUUACUGAGAAGAGGAGGCAGAAACUUUUAUUGGUUGAUGUUACCCUUAUUCCAUUUGUUGCACUGAAUUUCAGGAGUGUAAUUUGUAAAUCAAGUUUGCUCACGUGUGUAAUCAGAUUUUAUUUUCUUUGUAACGCUUAUGUAAUUAACUUACCUGGAUGUAUUUCUGGUAAUGAUUCCAUAAGCAUGGACAAUAUGGUGUUACAUUUAGCACUACAGAAUUGAUGUUAAGAACAAUUGAAGCUUCUUGCAAAGAAAAGGAGUAAACAGAAGCACCUUACUGAGAGAACGCAUUACACAACUUCAGUGCUAUUGGAGCUGACAGACAGUAGGUCAUCCUAAACUUGACCGCAGAUUGCUCUUUGGUGUAAUAAGCACAUGGACAUACUGCUAUCAGUGCUGUAAAAAAGUACAGUAAUGGCUGUUUUUAACCUAUAAAUAUACUGUAAUUUAAAUUUUUCCUACAAAAUAAAUUUAUAUUUAAUUGCUGCCUAAUACAUAAAUACUUAGAAUUUUUAGGAGGGCCAAGGGUGGGUAGGCAUGCCAGUGUAUUUUUGGGAGGGGCUAUUGUAUAUACAGGUCUUUGCACUUCCAGUUCAGUUUGGCUAUUAAUCCAAGUCUGCAACCUGACAUUUAAGUAUUCUUAGUGUGGUGCAGGUCUUCUGUAUUGCGGCCCACAGCUGCAGAAUUUGACAGAAAAGGUCAUCUUUCCUUUGGCAAAUGUGAAUGCUCUGAGGUACCUCUAAUAUGGAAAAUGACCAAGCAAUGAAUUUUACUCUGCUGAGUUUCUAAUAUUAAGGUAGAGUAUUAUUUAGAGGUGAUACAGAGGCCGUUAACCAGCAGUGUGACUAUUUGGACGAAGUAAAAAGGAUGAUGGCUGUUUUGGUGAGUGACAUCCAAACUCUGCAGAGAUUUUAUUCUAGGCACUGUCACCUAUUUGGUAAUUAGUUUGCCAUAGACUGGCUUGAUGUUCAGGUGCAGAAAUACAUUUUUUUUAUUUCAGAAUUGGGAAAUAGGUGUUGGGGAUAUUCAUUAAACACCUCCCAAUGUGUUGCUGUGGUUGCUGUAUGUUUUGUAUUUCAUUUUCAAUGUAUACAAAUAGAGCAUCAUAAAAGCUUAAGAAAUACAGAUGGCUGCAGGUCAUCUUGCAUGAGGGAAGCCAGUCAAGUUUAAUGAAACUAACUUCUUUGUUAAGCCUGUUGAAUAAAUGAAUAAUCAAAAGAAAACCCAUUUGCCAUUCACUAGCUUGGUGCAAUAUUAUGGGUAGACUCAAACACUAUUAGCACAUUGUGCUUGGCUUUAAAAAAUGUUCUUUACUCCAUUAUAUUAAAAAAGGCCUAUUAGAUGCAUAUUCUAUUGUAAAUGACUCUGCAAAUUUACUAUGCCUAAAAAUGCUCCAUGAUAUAAAGUAUUAAGCAACAAGUAUCUUUUAAAAAAAGGUCGAAACUAAACAAACAUUUCUAGCAAUACCUAAAAACUAAAGACAAUUUAACUGUCUGCCUUCUGCUCUUUUUUCUUUAGUGCAGCUUUUCUGCAAUGCAAAUUUAUUGCUGUGUAUUUCUUGGGUUUUAUUGUCAUGCAAAUUUAAACCUGUACACAAAGUACUGCACUCACCUUCUUGUACAUGCGAUGUAACAUCAUACUCACAGUUUUGGUGCUUUAAAAUAUUCCUUUUUUCUUUAUUAAAGGAUAUUUAUUUGA
This is a messenger RNA of Columba livia (rock pigeon), 8520 nucleotides long. RefSeq names its product junction mediating and regulatory protein, p53 cofactor (gene JMY). Gene Ontology annotation, molecular function: Arp2/3 complex binding; actin binding; transcription coactivator activity. Gene Ontology annotation, cellular component: cytoplasm; nucleus. Gene Ontology annotation, biological process: 'de novo' actin filament nucleation; Arp2/3 complex-mediated actin nucleation; positive regulation of apoptotic process. NCBI's taxonomy places the organism in Eukaryota, Metazoa, Chordata, Aves, Columbiformes, Columbidae. The coding region runs from base 308 to 3100 and encodes 930 amino acids. The transcript is spliced from 11 exons. The record is from RefSeq and is a predicted model, not a curated record.